Messenger RNA from Sitodiplosis mosellana (orange wheat blossom midge), 2955 nucleotides. Its product is annotated as modular serine protease-like. The record is from RefSeq and is a predicted model, not a curated record. Lineage: Eukaryota; Metazoa; Arthropoda; Insecta; Diptera; Cecidomyiidae. Gene Ontology annotation, molecular function: protein binding; serine-type endopeptidase activity. Gene Ontology annotation, biological process: proteolysis. The coding region runs from base 850 to 2799 and encodes 649 amino acids. The transcript has 7 exons.
AUAAGCGAUGUAUGUGCGAUUAUUCAUUGCAUUCCGAAAGACUUAUUGAAAUCGAGUUUCAUUUCGACACACACAGCACAUAAGCGUUUAAGUCCCAGUAUAUCGGUAUUCGAUUCCAUAUACUACCAUAUUAACCUGACAUUUUUUUUCUGUAUUGACAGAGAGAGAGAGAGAGAGAGGAAGAGAGCGAAAGAGCGAGAGCUAUGUUUGACUUCUGUCAAAGAACAACAUGAACAACGAUAAAAAGAAGUCAUAGUGUUGAUACUGAACACAAGUGCGUUGCAUAGACCGCAGAACCGUCUACACAAUUUGCGUUGUUGUCGUUGUUGUGCUUGUUUUUUUCGUCUUCACUGUGUUCUAUCGGUCAUUUAGUGUUGUCUCUCAUUCUCUUCUAUCUUCUUCUCCGUGUAUACGGUCACAUGCACAUCUUAUGGAACGGCUCUCGCUAAUCGGAUCGCCGUUGUGUAUUUGUUGCUUGUGAUUCGGAUUUGGUUGUUGUUUUGUGUGUUUAUGUUUUAGUGUUGAAAAUUAAAAUGUGACUCUGGCUAAAAUUGAUUACUAGCCAGUUUCAUUCGAUCCGAUCACAGACAAGUUGACAUCACAACCUUAACGAAUCUGGACGUAAUUUUUUGUUUUAUUUGAACUGAAAAAAAAAUUUGCGUUCGUGGUUCGUGCUGCGACUUCAAUAAACAAUUUUGUUUCGAUUAGUAGAUUUAAUUUGUGUUGAUUUAAAAAUAAACGUAUCUGUUGUGCCGUACCGAGUUCAAAUACUCAAAGUGACUUUAAACGAAAUUGUAUAUUUCAUGUUUGACUGAACAAUUGUUUUAGAAAGAGAAAAAUAUUCGUGCAAUGAAGAAAUUUAUAAUAUGGACCGUUGUUUUAUUAGUGUAUGCAGGCUACAUUGUAAAAGGUCAAGAAUCUGGUUGUGAUGCGAUUCUUUCGUGGCAAUGCAAAAACGGUGAAUGUAUUGGAAUUGGCGAACGAUGCAACGGUAUCGCCGAUUGUACGGACGGUAGUGAUGAAACGGUGCGCGAAUGCAUCUCAUUUCAAUGCAGCGAAAGUAAAUUCCGAUGUACAUACGGCGCCUGUGUAAACAAAACGGCCGAGUGCAAUGGAGCCAAAGAAUGUCACGAUAAUUCAGAUGAGCUCACCGAGAAGUGUCUGCCAGACAAUGACGACAGAAUACGUGGAAAAUGUUCAGCCGAACAAUUUCAAUGCAAAUCGGGCGAAUGUAUUCCCAUUGACAACUUGUGCGACGGAAACAAAGAAUGUAGAGAUUCAUCGGACGAAUCAGUUGAGUACUGUGCAUCGAAAUGCUGUCCUCCAUUCGGAUUUCGAUGUGGAUACGGGGCUUGUGUUGAUGAGAAAGCAAAAUGUGAUGGAAAUAUCGAUUGUUUAGACGAAUCCGAUGAAAACUACCUGUUGUGCGGCUACCCAGAAACUGGACGUCCACAGAUUACAACGACAACAAGCACAACAGUCAGACCAGCUUUCGAUCCAAAUAAGAUUUACUUUACCAAUCCAUUCGAGGACAUUCCAAAUGGCGCUUGUCGUAUUACAAAAAUACCACGAAACGGUUGGAUUGAAUACGCUUCGGAGCCGAAUGACAAAUUGUCACCGGGCGAAUUUGUUAAUUCAGUUACAACAGUUAACUAUAAAUGCCUUCAAAAUCAUAUCAUCGAAGGUCCAACUGCAAAUUUCUGUUUCCAAGGCCGUUGGAGAGCUGAAAUUCCCGACUGUAGACCAAGAUGCAGUACAAAGGCCAUUACUGGUAUUUCAAUUGUUGCCACCAGUUGCUUCUUGAAUGACGUUGAAGUUCGUUGCUCCGAACCGGCUGAACCGGGCACAAUCGCUCGCGUCAAUUGUCGCGAUCGUUACGAGCGUUCAUCAGCGUCAAAACAACAAAUCAUUACGUGUGGAGAUGACGGUAUAUGGACACCAUUGCCUGAGCCAUGUUCACCAAUUUGUGGCGAAGAGGCACCUGAAGGUACUCCAUACGUUGUUGGUGGCUUCCAAGCUUCGAUCAACGAAGUUCCAUGGCAUGCCGGUAUCUAUAAAUUCAACGGAAAUGCAUACAGUCUUCAAUGCGGUGCCACAAUCGUUAAUGCUCGUGUCGUUGUUUCGGCUAUGCAUUGUUUCUGGGAUCCAAGUGAAGCCAAACCAUACGAUUUGUCACAGUUCCGUGUUGCAGUGGGUAAAGAGAAGCUUGGCUUUGAUGCCAUUGAAAAUCAAAAGGAACAAAAAUUCGAAGUUGAACGUAUCUUCUACGAGCCUGGAUAUAAUCACGCAACUGGCAACUAUGCCUCCGACAUCGUUUUGAUCGUGCUGAAAAAUACAAUUGAAUUCAAAUCGUACAUUACUCCAAUUUGCAUUCCGUAUGGUUUGACAUAUGAUGAUCGUGUUGUGCCAGCUGGAUGGAGAGGUCGAGUCGCUGGUUGGGGAAAAACAGCUAGCGGUGGUGCACCGAGUGAAUUCUUGAAAAUCGUCGAAUUGCCAACCAUUGAUCGUGCUCAAUGUCUUGCCGAAUCGGACAUCGGAUUCCGGCCACAAAUUACACCAGACAAAUUCUGCGCCGGCCAUUUGAACUCGAACGUGAGCGUGUGCCAAGGUGACAGUGGCGGUGGCUUAGUUUUCUCAUCUCUUGAAAAUAACCGCAAGAAAUGGUAUUUGCGAGGAAUUGUGAGCACGGGAGCGAAUAAACAAGACAGCUGUGACAGUGAUAAAUAUUCGACAUUCACAAAUGUUGCAUACUACGAACCGUUGAUUUCUACAUAUGAACCACGUUACAGACCACGAUAGAUAGAGCCUGUUUUACGAUCGAUUUCCUUGGGCGACGUUUUAUUAUAUUAGAAUACUCCUGAUUAGCUUGAUAAUAUCCCAAGUCAUUUGUGAAAAAUAAAUACACUCACGGAACAAUAAUUUUUUGAAUAAAAGACAAUUGCUUUUUACACACUA